Messenger RNA from Exophiala dermatitidis NIH/UT8656, 942 nucleotides. RefSeq lists its product as uncharacterized. Gene Ontology annotation, cellular component: trans-Golgi network. Lineage: Eukaryota; Fungi; Ascomycota; Eurotiomycetes; Chaetothyriales; Herpotrichiellaceae. Bases 1 to 942 code for a protein of 313 amino acids. The record is from RefSeq and is a predicted model, not a curated record. Gene Ontology annotation, biological process: vesicle fusion with Golgi apparatus; endoplasmic reticulum to Golgi vesicle-mediated transport. The transcript is spliced from 2 exons.
AUGUCCUACUACAACCAACCAUACGGACAGCCCGGCGGCGCAUCCUCCUCUAACCUUCAAUUCUUCCCGUCCUCUUACACCAAUGUCUCUGGCCACACCACACCCUCCCAAGCGUCCUACGGCGGCUAUGGUGCAGGUAACGCCGCGUCCGCAUAUCCUGGCUACGGCGCUGGCUCGGCGUCCGGCGGGUUUGGAGUCGGGGGCCCAUCGCCGGGGAUGCCAGGAGUUAGUGGUCGCAUGGGGGAUUCGGGAGGUCUGAGAACGGGCUGGCUGGCUGCGUUCGGCACCGAAGGGUAUGAAGGCGAACCCGGAUUGAUGGAGGAGUUGGGAUUCAAUUUUUCACAUAUUAAGACGAAGACACUCACCGUCCUGAACCCUUGGACACGACCCUCGCCACAUAUCAUGGACGACAGCGACUUAUACGGCGGCCUUUUGUUUCUGGUUCUGUACGGGACCUUCCUGGCCCUGUCCGGCAAGUUUUUCUACGGCUAUAUCUACGGCAUUGCGCUGUUCGGGUCUAUCGCCCUGCACUGGAUGUUCGCACUCAUGACACCACCCUUGGAUCCGAACGAUUCGGACCAGAUGGCACAGGCGCAACGAGAUCAUCAUGCUGGGCACGGCGGCUCCUCUGGGGGCCAUUUCUCAAGCACAUUGACGUACUCGCGUAGCGCAAGCGUCCUGGGGUACUGUUUCCUGCCGCUGGUUUUUACGGCGCUGUUUGGCGUCUUGCUGCCCAUGGACUCCGCGAUAGGGUACGUUUUGACUGCCGCGGCCGUCGGGUGGUGCACGUAUAGUAGCUCGGGUAUGUUUGUUAGCGUGGGCCGCAUGAAGGGGAUGCGUGGCUUGGUCGCGUAUCCUCUAGCUUUGUUCUAUUUGGGUUUUGGUAUCAUGGGUAUCUUCUCGUCAAGAGGGAGCGGGCCACUGCAGGGUAAAGUGAUGUGA